This is a messenger RNA of Dictyostelium purpureum, 1329 nucleotides long. RefSeq lists its product as uncharacterized. Gene Ontology annotation, cellular component: nucleolus. The annotation marks the transcript as partial. Gene Ontology annotation, molecular function: methyltransferase activity. Gene Ontology annotation, biological process: rRNA base methylation. The record is from RefSeq and is a predicted model, not a curated record. Lineage: Eukaryota; Evosea; Eumycetozoa; Dictyosteliales; Dictyosteliaceae. The transcript has 2 exons.
UAUCAACAGGCAUCGGAGGUUAUAGAAAAGUUAAUUUUAAAAAAGGGUUCAAUUAAAGGGUUGACUUAUAAUAGGAACAUUAAUGUUAAAACUUCAAAAACAUGUUAUGCAUUAGUGUGCGAGACAUUAAAGUAUAAAAGUGUUGUGGAUCAGGUAAUAGAGAUGACACCCAAUUUAGAUAAAGAGUAUAAAAAGAAUAAAACUAUGAAGUAUAGCUUAAUGAUUGUAAUGAUAUACGAAUUACUAUUUAGUGCACAUCAAUCGAUCAAGGGUGGCGGUCAUGCAAAGAAGACUUUAUUACAAUAUCAAACCCAAAUAAAUUCAGCAUUGGCCCGUUUAAAGAUUCAAAAGAGGUGCAAGGAGAAUAUAGAUCUAUUACCAGACCAUAUCAGAUAUCCAAUUACAUUGCCACGUUAUGUCAGAGUCAAUACAUUGCAAGGAGUAAAUGCUGUUCAAGAGGCAAUUGAUCAAUUUAAAAGUGAAGGCUAUGAAAUGUUGGCUCAGCAACCACCAUUAACAAAAAAAUUAAUUAAAAAAGAAGAUGGCACAGUCGAAGAGCAAUCAAAUAUUAUAUUGGGUGAAAAGGAGUUUUAUCAAGAUCCAGAUUUCAAAGAGAUACUUGUGUUCCACCACUCUAUAGAUUUACAUGACCACAAAAUGCUCGAAAAUGGUCAUAUUAUCCUUCAAGAUAAAGCAAGUUGUUUACCAUCCUUUAUUUUAUCACCACCAAAAGGCUCAGUUUGUAUCGAUAGUUGCUCUGCUCCAGGUAAUAAAACAAGUUUACUUUCUGCUCAAAUGGGUAAUACUGGUAAAGUUUAUGCUAUUGAAAAAGAUCAAAAACGUUGUGGUACCUUAAUAAAGCUUACAAAAAGAUCUCUCUGUAAAAAUAUUGAAGCAAUCAACGAUAGUUUUUUAAAUUUAAAACAUGACGAUCCAAAAUUCAAAGACGUAGAAUAUAUCCUUUGUGACCCUUCGUGCUCAGGUUCUGGUAUUUUGGAUUCAGAGGAAAAAUUAGAGGAAGAAAAACGUGUAAAGUUAUUAGCAGAUUUCCAAUUAUCUAUUAUUCAGCAUGCCUUUGCAUUCCCAAACGUUAAAAAGGUAAUAUAUUCAACAUGUUCAGUUCAUCAAGUAGAAAAUGAGGAUGUAGUAGAACGUGCUAUUAAAGAGUUAAAUAAAGAUGGUGAAAAAUGGAGAGUAGUAAAUAUUUUACCUCAUUGGAAUCAUAGUAGAGGUUUACCAAUUUAUAAAAAUUCAGAAUACUCAAUCAGAAUGACCCCAUCAAAAGAUUUUACAAUUGGUUUUUUCGUUGCUUUAUUUGAAAAAAUUGAU